AUGGAGGGUACUCAAGGCUAUGAAAUCAAUCAUCAAACACAACUCCAUACGAAGCUUGCAUUAUUGGAGACUGACGUGUUUAUUGAAAUUCUUUCAAGAACAUCAUUAAAGACAUUGCAUAUUAUACGUUGCACAAAGCGUCAUUUUGUUCCGUCGUCUGGUGCGAAGAAUUUUGACAUUGGUUGUCUACCAAAAGCAUUUACAAUUUUAGCAACUGCGUUGAACAAACUCAUUUUUGGUGAAUGUGAUAAUGCAGAUGAAUACCCAAAUAAGUUUUUGUUUGUUUGUAAGCCAACGACUUUAGAUGCCAAAUCAUUAUCUUUUUCAAUUUAUAAGUACAUUGCGGUUAAGUUUGCUAUGGUGGUUACGCGUUCGAACCCAUUGCAUUUCAAGAUUAUUCUUUUAUCAUAUGCAGAGCCAUCUGACUUGACAAACGAUCAUGGCUAUGAAAACUUCCAAGUAGAAUUAUUUCACUCCACUACUUGGGAAUGGAGGGACCUAGGAGCAUUGAAGUGGAGAUGGGAAUUGGAUCCAUCUGGGACAUAUCCGGUUUCAUCUUUGAGGAACUAUAUUGACUCAACCAUCCUACCUUGUUCUGAUGAGAAGUGGCAGUGGAAUCCAUUAAUCAUUGGGAAAUUGAAUAUCCUAGCAUGGAGAAUUAGUUAUGGGAGACUCCCAACAAUAGUCAAUUUAUCAAAAAUUGGCAUCACGCAAUCCAACCUUUGCAAAAUCUGUGGUGUGGCUCCAGAAACUGAAAAUCAUUUGUUUAUAGAAUGUGGGACAGCAAAGGACCUUUGGCAAAGAAUAGCUGGAUGGUGGCGAUUGAUGGAUCCAAAUGUCCAAGCGAUUAAAGAUCUCCUUAACUGCAAGAGCGUACUGAAAGGUCACAAGAGGCUGGAAAUCAUUCACGAAGGUAUCAUGUUAGUAUUCCUAUGGGUAAUUUGGAACUUCCGGAACUUGAAGGCUCACUCCUCAGGUGCUAAAUCUCUCUCGGUGCUGGCUUAUGAGGUACAAUCUAUGUCCGCGUUCUGGAUUAAUGCGAGGAAUAGAAAGGGUGUAUCCCUUAGGUGGCUUGAUUGGUGUUGCGAUCCUAUUCGGGAAUGUUAUGCUAAUAUGUAG
Molecule: messenger RNA, 1119 nt
Organism: Lactuca saligna
Lineage: Eukaryota; Viridiplantae; Streptophyta; Magnoliopsida; Asterales; Asteraceae
Source: the annotation of a GenBank genome assembly